Amaranthus tricolor (Joseph's coat) is the source of this 890-nucleotide messenger RNA. RefSeq names its product dual specificity phosphatase Cdc25. The transcript is spliced from 3 exons. Gene Ontology annotation, cellular component: nucleus; cytoplasm. Lineage: Eukaryota; Viridiplantae; Streptophyta; Magnoliopsida; Caryophyllales; Amaranthaceae. The record is from RefSeq and is a predicted model, not a curated record. Bases 151 to 543 code for a protein of 130 amino acids. Gene Ontology annotation, molecular function: protein tyrosine phosphatase activity.
AUUACAAUCGAUGAUUCGAUGUAGACGCUCUCUAUAUCCGACGCAUUAUCCAUCCAAACCCGUUCAUAAAUACUGUUAUCACCGCAUCCUGGUUCUCUAACGGGUGCGGGGUGUCGAAUUAUUAUUGAAUCCGGGUGCUGAGAGCUGAGUAUGGCACACGCACUCUCCUAUAUCACCGGCUCCCAACUUCUCUCUCUCAAACGCCAUCCUAACAUCGCUAUUGUCGACGUUCGGGAUGAUGAGAGAAGUUAUGAUGGUCACAUACCUGGAUCCCUUCACUUUGCUAGUGAUACUUUCUUGGAUAAAAUCCCUAAUCUUGUUCAACAAGUUCAAGGCAAAGAUACCCUCGUUUUUCACUGCGCACUUAGCCAGGUCCGGGGCCCAAAAUGUGCAAGGAGGCUGUCAGAAUAUCUUGCUGAAACAUCUCAAAUUGCUGGAAUAAAAAACAUAAUGGUAUUGGAACGCGGCUUUAAUGGAUGGGAAGCUGCUGGUAAACCUGUUUGUCGCUGCACCGAUAAUCCCUGCAAAGCCGAAAGUGUGUAAUAUCAAAUUCUAUGCUCGGAAGAGAAAGUGACCAUAUUCUUGAGUCCGAAGUAUUAGCUUAUCGUCGUUGAUAAGUCGUGGAAUGUAAACUUAUUGUAUGUAUGAAUGCUACGAUAUUGUUUAGACCAGACUUCUUUACGCUCAGCCCAUAGAUUGCAACCUAAACUCACACCGCAGACUUGAAAGAGCAGUGACUGAAACUUGAGGCUGUUGCGUUGUCUGGAAGUAAAUUGAAUCUGAGCUCGUCUUCUCUGAAGCUGGUCAGACGAUACAUGUCAUAACUGUAUAAUUGAUUUACCAAAAUCAUAUUUCUUGAAUGAAACUACUCCUAAACUUAUUAAUUGCGA